AUGAAUAUAAUCGAUGAAUGUAUGUAUGAUAAAACUCCAUGUUAUUCUGAUAUUGAUGAAUCAUUAAAUCGUUAUUUUAAAAAAUAUAAAGAAAAAUAUCCAAUGUUAUUAACAUAUCAUCCAAAAAUUGAUUGUAAUUAUGGUCGAUAUUUAUUAAUAAAUAAUGCUCGAUUUUCACGUGUUCAUGAUGGAACAGGAUCUGUUUUAAUGUGGUAUUUAGGUUUAUUAAAUAUUGCAUAUAAAUUAAAUUUAACUUUAAUAAAUUUUGAUUGGAUUGCUGAACAUUCAUAUGAUGAAAAUAAUGUUGAAAGAGAUAAAUAUUGGUUAUUUUAUCAUUGGCAAAUUCCAUAUUCAGCUUAUGAAUCAUGUCCAAAUAAUUCUUUAAUUAAAAAAAAAUUUUUUUAUUAUAAUUUAAUAUCAAAUCAAACAUUAGAUAAAAAUUUUUCAAUAAAACGUCAUUUAAAUAAUUUGUUUUCACAAUUUUUAAUGAAUCUUACAAAUAAAAAUGAUGGUUUUAUAUUUUAUUCAAAUCGAACAAUAAUAAUAACAUCAUCUUUAAUGGAAUUAGGAAUUGUUAUGGAAAUUCGUUGGUGGUUACAACAUAGAAAAUUAUAUCAAUAUCCAAAUGGAGUUUGGGCAGGAUUAUCAAUUCCAUUAAAUUAUAAACCAAUGAGUUGUCCUCAAAUUGAUAUUGAGAAUAAUUUAUUAAUUGGUGUUCAUAUUCGUCGAGGUGAUGUUAUUAAACGAAAUAAACAAGGUAAAAUUAUAUUUAAUAUUUUUCAACGUUAUAUAUCAAAUUCAGCUUAUGCACCAUUAUUAAUAUUUUUAAUAAAAUCAUUACCAAAUGAAAUUCAAAAGAAAUAUUUUAUAACAAUUUAUAGUGAAGGUCAUCCUAAUGAUUUUAAUGAUAUUCUUAAAGAAUUAAAAAAUUUUUUACCUGAAUCACGUUGUCGAAUAUCAUUUAUUUUAAAUGGAAAAACUUCAGAAACAUUUAAUCAUUUAGUACGUAAUGAUAUAUUAAUUCAUGGAUCUAGUACAUUUAGUUUAGCUUCGGGAAUAUUUAAUAGUAGACAAUUAAAAAUUGGACCUAUUCAUAAUCGACAACGUAUUCAUGGGAUGAGAAAUUUUAUUGGAUUAAAUUUAGAUUAUAAUCAUACGAAAUUUAUAUUAACGAAUGAAAAAAAAUAUUUAAUUAAACGAAGAAUUUAUUAUGUUUGGAAAGAAAAACUAAAACAAAAAAAAACUUUUAUUCCUUUAUGGUUAAAGAAUUAUUCAAAUGAUUAUCCUGAACAAUUUAUGUUUAUUUAA
Adineta steineri is the source of this 1308-nucleotide messenger RNA. The record is from the annotation of a GenBank genome assembly. NCBI's taxonomy places the organism in Eukaryota, Metazoa, Rotifera, Eurotatoria, Adinetida, Adinetidae.